Messenger RNA from Porites evermanni, 507 nucleotides. The record is from the annotation of a GenBank genome assembly. NCBI's taxonomy places the organism in Eukaryota, Metazoa, Cnidaria, Anthozoa, Scleractinia, Poritidae.
AUGUUAGAUGCUGGCUGCCAGCUUUUUUCAGUCUCCAAUUCAGACCUUGAUGCCACCAGACGUGUGAAGUCUAUUGUACUAAAGAAGGGGGGCCUGAAGAAAAUUGAUUUCAAGAGAUUAGCCUCUCUUCAUACUUGUUUGAGUUACAACUCCACUAACACAUUAAUGGAGAAACUUGGACAAGGGUAUGACAGCAAGUUAGUGGAUUGGAAAGAAGAAGUUGAACUUGGGGUGAAGAGAGAGGCGGACAUUUUUGAAUCAUUAAAGCAAGCUCAGACUGCUGAGAAUGAGAACCAAAUCAAGGAAAGAGAGGCAGAUCUACAUACCCAAAGGGCCUUCAUGCAUCAGGGAUAUUCCUUUACAGGGGAUAAUGUUGACAUGAGGUGUACUCCUCGGCAAAUGACACUCAAGAACAGGAACAGACCAUCACAUGUUCCAAAUUGUAGCAUUCAAGAACCGAGUGUCAUCAAACCACCUUCCCUCAGACAAACCGAAAGGGAAACGUCG